UUUUAUCUGUUGGUCAGUGGUCUUGGACUAGCCACAGCGCAUGCGCACAUCGCAGUUUGUCUGCGUGUCAUGUUGAUGAAUGCUAAAACUGGGUAGUCAACAUGUCCACCGCUGCUGCUCAACGGAACAAUAACGAGGAGCCCGGGCUUCACGGCUCUUGGGUAGAGCUGGAGCUGAAUGGAAACCAAGGGGCCCAGGGCGCGCAGACGGACCCGCAAAUGGACCCGCAAAUGACACCCGCUGCAGACGAAAUAAACGCGAAUGCUGGCAUGAGUGAAACUUUGCAGACCUUGGAAGUGGUGUCUGAGAGCGAUGAGACCCUGAUUGGGGGGCUGGAGCAUGUGCCGUCAUCCUCUUCGAUCCACAACGGGGACAUGGAGAAGAUCCUCCUGGACGCGCAGCAUGAGUCCAGCCCGAGUAGCUCCUCCUGUGAUAGUCCUCACAGGCCACCGAGUCCAGAUCAGGAUGAGGGUCAGAUAACGUUUGAUGUGGAGAUGCCCAGCUCAAGAGGUAGUCAGUCGGAUGAAGAAGGUCCAGAGCACGACAGAGAGGAAGACAUCCUGCUCAAUAAAGAAGUAGACUGGGUCUCUGAUUGGUCCAGCAGACCAGAAAACAUUCCACCAAAGGAGUUCCACUUCAGGCACCCCCGACGUUCGGUAUCUCUCAGUAUGAGAAAGAGUGGCGUCAUGAAGAAAGGUGGCAUCUUCUCUGCUGAAUUCCUCAAAGUCUUCAUCCCUUCCUUACUCAUCUCACACAUCCUCGCUCUUGGCCUCGGGGUGUACAUUGGGAAGAGAAUUGCCACAGCCUCCACCAGCUCCUACUGAAUAGAAGAUAAAGCAGUGCCUGGAUGUUCUCCUGUCUCCAAGUCUCUCAACCAUCCUCCUGUAGUCAAGCUGUCUCUCUGCAUCUAUUGUAACGCCCACAUUUCUCCUCCAAUCAGCAUUAAAUUCUGUCACAUUGUAGAUGUAGUUAUAGAGUUAUACACAUGACGUAAUGUGGUUGCACUCCAUCACACAUUAACACAGGGCAACAUUGUGCACCCAGCAGCUGCCACCAACUUGAAUCCAGUAGAAAACUGACCCUGUUAGAGCUGGAAAAUAUUAGUCAUCCUCUUCAGCUCUAAAAUAUAUGACAAGGAUUUGCUGUCCGGUGGCUUCAGGGUUGACGUUUCUCUACUUGUUUUAGAUGUUAUGUCCUGAGAAAUCUGGCCUUUUCUCCCAAGCUGCAUCUCUCCACUGGUGUCUCAGUAGGAAGAGUGUAUGAACCAAAAAUAUGUCUGCAAUACAAAACAAAUUGAAUUGGCUCUGGAAACAGAAAGGACUUUUUAUCGCCUUAAUUUUUUUAGCUAAACAUUCAAGGUGCAGUUAUUGGGGGGUGGGGGGGACAAAUGAUGCUGCACAGUGGGAUUUGUUUUUAAAUUCCACACAUUUUUUGAGAAUAGAAGUCGUAUCAUGUUGACUCCCGGGGGUUUCUUAUUAAAAGCUUUGUUUUUCUGAAGGUUGGAAAGCUUCUAGUAUGUAGCUGCAACAUUUUACAGUGGGGUUGUUUGAGUAGCUAUGAUAGCGGAACCUAGGCUGGAUGGCAAUUUACCAGGCCAUAUGCUAUUUUUAGUUCUUUUUGCCUACAUAUCGUCUUCUUUAACAAAACAUAGCAGCAAUGGCAAAGUGCCAAAUUUCUAUCUUUCACCACCGCACAUUGGUGAUUUAUCUUAGACUGUUUGUUUUUUUAUUUUCUGAUAUGUUUAGGUAUUUAAAGAUAUAGAUGUGAAAAAUAAUUUAAGCUGUGAUCCGCCCCAUGUACACAUUUUGACAUUGUAUAAUUUGUUUAUAAAUUGAUAUUAAUGCAUAUUAUAUCAUUGUUAUUAUAUAGCAUUUGUGGCAGUGUACGUAAUGUGUUUUUGCUGUCGUUUUAAUAGCCGAAGCGUCGGUGGCAGAAACCAUCACAGUGGAAGGUAUUUCCAGGGGCCUCAUUUCAUUUAAGAGUGUUAUCUAACUGAUCUUUAUCUAGAAUACACUGUGCAAUCAUUUCACAUAACAUGAUACAAUAAACAGUGUACAGUGUGUGUAGAACUUCCAGAGAAACUUGAGGAGCAUUUCCUGAAGAAAAUGCAUGUUUCUGUAUAUUGAUGCUGGUGAUUGGAUGACCGGAGGAUUCUUCGGUCAGCGUUUGUAAUGGAUGACAUAUGAAAAGAAAUCAUAGACCCUAAUGCACAGUGUUGGCUGUAUUGGUUUGAAAGCACUCGACCUGCUUUCAGGCUUUAUAUAACUCAUCCUAACUCAUAAACUGUCAUCAUAACAGGCUUAUGUACAGUUCAGUUUGCAAUACAGAGCAUUUUGGAAUUUGAAUAAAGUUUGUACUGUAUACAGUGGCUGAGAUAUAAAUACUAAGGGAGUGGAUAGAGCUCCACAUAACUUAAUGCAUUAUUUAAGUUAUAAUAACUAAUGCACAUAUCAUUAUAGGCUUCUGCACAGCUGAUAAGUGAGCAGCAGUGAGCAUUUUCAAAUCUGAAUGGACUGUAUACUGAAUACAGUACAAAGAGGCUGAGACAAACAGUCUUUAAAAGUUGAUUUUCUAGACUCAUUUUAGAAGAGGACUCGUUAAAAUAAGGAUCUUUUAACUCCUGUGGUCACCUAGCUAUGUUAACAUAAUCAGUCCAAAGUAAACUUAUUCGUGUGAGUAGUUGAUUCUUUUGAAGCAAGGUUCAAAACAUCUACAGGCAUUUGUUUUGUUCUUUAAUCCAGGAAAGAUGGAUUUGUUCACACUCUCAGUUAUGAACAAACACACCUGGAAGCUGCCCAGUACAUCCACAGUGCGCAGCUGGGGUUAAAGCUCUUGCUCAAGGGCUCUGCGGUGGUGGUAAUGACAGGGGGGCAAGUGUUACUCUUUAACUUUCUCUACCUGUAUUCGUCCUGAUAGUUUAGGAAUCAAAUCUGCAACCUUUUGGUCACCGGCCCACCUGUCUAACCAUUUUUAGGCCACGGUUAUCCCAAAUCGUGCCUUUACAAAGAAAUCUUUUCUUUUUGCUAUUUGUACAUGGUCGAGCAAUGCAGUCGAUAUGAGAGGUUAACUUUAAAGCAAUGUUUAGUUGCUUCUAAUUCUAAUUAUUUGCCUACUUGCAUGCCUUUGACUGGCACAGUCUAGUCUAAUUCGUUGUGUUGCAUCAGAGGGGUCAAAUCUUACCUUUUAAAUGCAUGUACAGAACUGUUGUCUUCAACCUGACAGACCAAACAUUGCUUGUUCGGGGCAGGGCCCUGCUUAGUGUCCAAAUUUAUCCCAUCAGUGCAAAGUAGCUAGGACCUAGGAGUAUGAUUGUUAUCGUAUUGGAAACAUGACAUUAAAGUGUAACAUUGCUCACAGUGGAA
Messenger RNA from Dicentrarchus labrax (European seabass), 3362 nucleotides. It is a transcript of the gene bnip3la, whose product is annotated as BCL2 interacting protein 3 like a. Bases 102 to 824 code for a protein of 240 amino acids. Lineage: Eukaryota; Metazoa; Chordata; Actinopteri; Moronidae. Gene Ontology annotation, biological process: mitochondrial outer membrane permeabilization; positive regulation of apoptotic process; defense response to virus. Gene Ontology annotation, cellular component: mitochondrial outer membrane; nucleus; mitochondrial envelope. The record is from RefSeq and is a predicted model, not a curated record. The transcript has 6 exons.